GGGCCGGCGCGGCGCGAGCAGAGUUGACUAUAUAUGGUCAAAGGCCGGGGAGAGCGGCGGGCCGCGCGCGCGCUUCCUGCUGCCUGCGGCGGGGCUGAGGCGGGAGCCGAGAGGCCGGGCCGGGCUCGUCCCCUUCCUGCCUUCCCGCCUGCCUCCCUGCCUUCCCGGCCCUUCCUGCCCAGCGCCGCCGCUGGAACCAGUGGGCGAAGAUGCCGUACGAGAUCAAAAAAGUGUUCGCCAGCCUCCCGCAGGUGGAACGAGGUGUUUCCAAAAUUGUCGGAGGCGAUCCUAAGGGCAGCAAUUUUCUUUACACCAACGGAAAAUGUGUCGUCAUCAGAAACAUCGAUAAUCCUGCAAUUGCUGACAUCUACACUGAGCAUGCCCAUCAGGUCGUAGUAGCCAAGUAUGCUCCCAGUGGAUUCUACAUAGCAUCUGGAGAUGUCUCUGGAAAGCUGAGAAUCUGGGAUACUACACAGAAGGAACACCUACUGAAGUAUGAGUAUCAGCCAUUUGCUGGAAAAAUAAAGGACCUUGCCUGGACUGAAGACAGCAAGAGAAUUGCUGUUGUUGGAGAAGGAAGGGAAAAGUUUGGAGCAGUGUUCCUGUGGGAUAGUGGCUCUUCUGUUGGUGAGAUUACUGGGCACAACAAAGUGAUCAAUAGUGUGGACAUUAAACAAACAAGACCAUAUCGUCUAGCAACGGGCAGUGAUGACAACUGUGCUGCUUUCUUUGAGGGACCUCCAUUCAAGUUCAAGUUUACAAUGAGUGACCAUACACGGUUUGUGAACUGUGUGAGGUUUUCUCCUGAUGGGAACAGACUUGCUACAGCUAGUGCAGAUGGCCAGAUUUUUGUCUAUGAUGGAAAAACUGGAGAGAAAGUGUGUGCUCUUGGUGGAGGCAAAGCUCAUGAUGGAGGUAUUUAUGCUAUUAGUUGGAGUCCUGACAGUAGUCAGUUGCUUUCUGCAUCUGGAGAUAAAACUGCUAAAAUCUGGGAUGUUGGUGCUAAUUCUAUUGUCAGUACUUUUAACAUGGGAUCAAACGUGUUGGAUCAGCAGCUGGGUUGUUUGUGGCAGAAAGACCACUUAUUGACAAUCUCCCUGUCUGGAUAUAUCAAUUAUUUGGACAAGAACAAUCCAAAUAAGCCUCUACGUGUCAUAAAGGGUCAUAGUAAAUCAAUUCAGUGUCUUACAGUGCAUAAAAAUGGUGGAAAAUCCUAUAUUUACUCUGGAAGUAAUGAUGGUCAUAUUAAUUAUUGGGAUUCUGAAACUGGAGAGAAUGAUGGCUUUUCUGGGAAAGGCCAUACAAACCAGGUUUCUAGAAUGGCAGUGGAUGAAAUGGAUCAACUGGUCACCUGCAGUAUGGAUGAUACUGUGCGCUAUACCAACCUUAGCAAGAGAGACUACAGUGGCCAGGAUGCUGUGAAAAUGGAUGUUCAACCAAAAUGUCUAGCAGUGGGUCCUGGUGGUUAUACCGUAGUUCUAUGCAUUGGACAAAUUGUUUUGAUGAAAGAUAAGAAAAAAUGUUUUGCAAUUGAUGACCUUGGCUAUGAGCCAGAAGCUGUAGCCAUUCACCCUGGAGGAGGAACAGCAGCAGUGGGAGGAGCGGAUGGGAAUGUCCAUUUAUAUUCAAUCCAAGGAACCUCUUUGAAAAAUGACAAUAAGUCUUUGGAAGCCAAAGGUCCAGUUACUGACCUGGCAUAUUCUCACGAUGGUGCCUUUCUUGCAGUCUGUGAUGCAAACAAAGUUGUCACUGUCUUCAGUGUCACUGAUGGCUAUGCGGAACACAACGUCUUUUACGGACACCAUGCAAAAGUUGUUUGUAUUGCCUGGUCACCAGACAACAAACAUUUUGCUUCUGGGGGCAUGGACAUGAUGGUAUAUGUAUGGACUGUAAGUGAUCCAGAGACCAGAGUCAAGAUACCAGAUGCUCACAGGCUACAUCACGUAAGCAGCUUGGCGUGGUUGGAUGAACAUACUCUGGUGACAACAUCCCACGAUGCUUCUGUCAAAGAGUGGUCUAUCUCCUACAAUUGAAAUAAGCCCUCUAUUUGGAAGGACCUAAUCAGGGACUAGAACUACUGCAGUGGAACAUAGCAUUUCUCUUUAAAGAAUCUGUAUUGGCCUCUGGGUCUGCUAUCAUAUCCUCAUAUCUUUACAGGGUGUUCAUAUCUGUAAUUAAAUGUACUUUGAAAGCUUUAGCCAGUAACAGUUUGCACAUGAAAAGCACUUAAAUUAUGUCUGGAGCUUAACCUUUGUGCUGAACAUUCCAGAGGCAACAGCUGAGCAAGUUGGUGUGAAAGAUUCAGGCGUGAAAGAUUCAAACUCAAAUCAGUUGUUCUUUUCUAACCUAGAAACAUGAGACUGUACAGCAUGAGAGUAAUACUUCUCAUUUUUUCUAAUUACAGAACAUUUCUGUACUAACGGUCAUAGUAAGAGUAUUUAGUUGUGAUCUGAAACCAAUCAAGCUGUGUGCAGCUACUGUAUAUUGCUUUGCUUCUCUGUACUGCACCAAACUGUUGCCUCAGAUUUUAUCCUCCAGAUAACAAAAUGGGGUACACACAUAAUAAACUUUUUAUGUAUUUCA
Molecule: messenger RNA, 2583 nt
Organism: Apus apus (common swift)
Lineage: Eukaryota; Metazoa; Chordata; Aves; Apodiformes; Apodidae
Gene: WDR1
Product: WD repeat domain 1
Exons: 15
Coding region: 210-2033 (607 amino acids)
Biological process (GO): positive regulation of actin filament depolymerization; actin filament depolymerization; sarcomere organization
Cellular component (GO): cortical actin cytoskeleton
Molecular function (GO): actin filament binding
Source: RefSeq, a predicted model, not a curated record